Rhipicephalus sanguineus (brown dog tick) is the source of this 1341-nucleotide messenger RNA. RefSeq names its product facilitated trehalose transporter Tret1-like. The coding region runs from base 1 to 1341 and encodes 446 amino acids. Gene Ontology annotation, biological process: transmembrane transport. The record is from RefSeq and is a predicted model, not a curated record. Gene Ontology annotation, cellular component: membrane. Lineage: Eukaryota; Metazoa; Arthropoda; Arachnida; Ixodida; Ixodidae. The transcript is spliced from 5 exons. Gene Ontology annotation, molecular function: transmembrane transporter activity.
AUGCCGUGCUGCGGUGCGUACCAAACGGGCGUGGCGGCAGGCGUGCUCCUUACGUACGGCUUAGGCAAGUUCGCAGACUGGACGCAGCUGGCACUGUGGUGCGCGAUGCCGCCGGCGGUGGCACUUCUGCUGCUCUGGAUGGCCGUGGAGUCACCGCGCUGGCUUUUUGAGAACGCGCAACCUGAGGAAGCGCAGAAGGCGCUGAGAAUACUUCGAGGCAAGGUACUCGAGGCGGACACCGAGUAUGAGGAGAUUGAGGCGAUCUACGUGAAGACACCGACACCCCUCAUCCACUACAUGCUGGCCGUGCUAGUCAUUAUGGUGCAGCAGUUCUCCGGUGUCAAUAACCUCAUCCUGUAUGCCAGCAGUCCACUUCACGCGGGCUUCGGAUACGCCUCGGACGACACGCUUCUUUUGCUGUCCUCCCUACAGUUCGCGACGACAGCCGUGGCUGCUCAGCUGCUAGACGCCGUCGGACGCGUGAAACCGCUGGCCGUGUCCGUGGUAGUGAGCGCGGGGAGCAUGGUGGCCCUGGGCGGCGUUUACUUCGGCGUCUCGCACGACGAAGAGGCCUUGGACACGCACAUCGCCGCUCGCAUCACCGUUGUCUGCAAGGUCAUCUUCACAAUAGGUUUUUCUCUCGGCCUUGGCCCGGCGUCCUGGACUCUCGCCGUCGAGCUGGCACCGCUACGUAAGAACGGCUUCGAGUUCGGAAGCGUCUGCGCUUUUCACUGGGCCUCGGCGCUCGGCAUCAUCAGCCUGUUCACCAUCCUGGGCACCACGACCGGAUCGCUGGCGCUGCUGGUCAGCUUGACGGGGCUGGUCACGUUCGCGGGCGGCAUGACCGCCUUCAAGCUACUGCCGGACACGCGAGGCGUAAGCCUCGAGGGAAUCCUACUGCAGGGACAGGGCGACGUGUGCAGCCGAAAGGCGUCGGACAUUGUGGACGCGGUCAAGCCCGCCGACGCGCUGCCGCAGGUACCGAAGAACGACCACGAAGACCAAACGGCAACGCGAGACGAACAAAAGACACGGCCGCAGCGGAAAGACUCUGCGCCACAUUCGUCUGUGGGGGUUUCCCUAAAGGGCUCGUCCAAGCCUAAAGCCAAAGCUCAGGCUAAAUCUCACGCCAGGCCUCAAGCGAAGGCUGAGUCUAAAGCCAAAUCCGAGGCCAAACCACAGCCGGAGGCCGGGGCUAAAGCUGGCGCUACGGAAGCGGUGGCGUCGGGUGAAGACGAAGUGAAAUCCGACGUUCCCAGCGGAGCAACGUUGGCCAUAGUUUCACCCGCUAAACGAGCUCCGGGACAGCAGGAGUUAACGGACGUUGACGAGGAGGGCUAA